AUAUUGAGAAGUGUUUAAAAUGUCGACUGAGGUUCCAGACCUCAAUAUUAAUUUCCCGGCAGAGGAGGAAAAAAUCGCCCAGUUGUGGAAAGAUUUAGAUGCGUUUGCAACCUCCUUAAAGCAGUCUAAGGGACGACCUAAAUAUUCAUUUUAUGAUGGUCCCCCAUUUGCUACCGGACUACCCCAUUACGGGCACAUCUUAGCUGGAACUAUUAAGGAUAUAGUUACGAGGUAUGCGCAUGGUCGAGGUUUCCACGUGGAACGAAGGUUCGGAUGGGAUACUCAUGGUCUACCUGUAGAAUACGAGAUAGAUAAGAAACUUGGGAUCAAGGGUCCUGAGGAUGUUGCCAAAAUGGGAAUUGCCGCGUACAACGCUGAGUGCAGAAAAAUAGUUUCAAGGUAUGCCUCCGAGUGGGAAACUGUGGUUGGUCGGGUUGGGAGAUGGAUUGAUUUCAAGAAUGAUUAUAAAUCCAUGUAUCCCUGGUUCAUGGAGUCCGUGUGGUGGGUCUUCAAGCAGAUCUACGACAAGGGACUUAUCUACCAAGGUUUCAGAGUUAUGCCCUACUCUACCGGGUGUUCUACUCCGCUAUCUAAUUUCGAGGUUGCUCAAAACUACAAGGAUGUGGUUGACCCAGCUGUGAUGGUAAGUUUCCCCCUGGAUGAGGAUAUGAAUGUAUCCCUGGUGGCUUGGACUACAACCCCCUGGACUUUACCGAGCAACCUGGCUCUCUGUGUACACCCAGACCUUGUAUACGUUAGGGUUAAGUGCAACGUGACUGAAAAGGUUUUCAUCAUAAUGGAGUCUAGGUUGACCUACAUGUUCAAGAAGGAAGAAGACUAUGAGGUGCUGGUCAAGAUGCAGGGGAAGGACUUGAAGGGUAAGGGGUACAAGCCCCUCUUCCCGUAUUUUCAGCACAUGAAGGAAUCUGGAGCUUUUAGAGUGCUUUGUGACGGAUAUGUUACCGAGGAUUCUGGUACCGGAGUCGUACACCAGGCGCCUUUCUUCGGAGAGGACGAUAACAGGGUUUGCAUAGCUCAUGGAGUAAUCCAACCUGGAGGAGAGGUUGUGUGUCCUCUGGACGGAGCAGGACGGUUUACCGAGCCUGUGACCCACUUCCUUGGAGAGUAUGUCAAGGACGCUGACAAGAAUAUCGUUAAGCACUUGAAACAGGAGGGUAGGCUUGUCAAUGCUAGCACAGUAAAACACUCCUAUCCAUUCUGUUGGAGAUCUGAGACCCCGCUGAUCUACCGCGCUAUCCCUUGCUGGUUUAUGAGGGUGGCACAGAUGCAGGAACGGUUACUAGAGAGGAACCAGGAUACCUACUGGGUUCCGGAAUCUGUGCGUGAAGGAAGGUUUGCUAACUGGCUGGAGAACGCCAGAGACUGGAACCUAUCCAGGAACAGGUAUUGGGGAACUCCUAUACCUAUCUGGGUAAGUGAGGACGGGGAGGAAACUGUGUGUAUUGGAUCUAUAGAGGAGUUACAUAAGUUAUCAGGGGUUAAACUAACUGACCUGCAUAGAGAGUAUGUUGAUGAGGUGACUAUUCCCUCCUCUAGACCAGGGAUGCCGCCACUACGCAGGAUCUCCGAGGUGUUUGAUUGCUGGUUUGAGUCCGGGUCUAUGCCAUACGCGCAGGCGCAUUAUCCAUUCGAGAACAAGAAGGAGUUUGAGGAUAGUUUUCCUGCAGAUUUUAUUGCAGAAGGAAUUGAUCAAACUCGAGGUUGGUUCUAUACCCUACUAGUAAUAUCCACCGCCUUGUUCAACAAGCCCCCCUUCAAGAACCUUAUUGUGAACGGUCUAGUGCUGGCUAACGAUGGACAGAAGAUGUCUAAACGGUUAAAGAACUAUCCUGAUCCUAUGGAGGUAAUAAACAAGUAUGGAGCUGAUGCGCUCCGUCUGUUCCUAAUCAAUAGUCCUGUGGUGAAAGCCGAGAACCUGAGGUUCAGGGAGGAAGGGGUUCAGGCAAUUCUCAAGGAUGUAUUUUUACCCUGGUACAAUGCGUACAGGUUCCUUCUCCAGAAUAUUGAGAGAUAUGAGAGGGAGGAGGGAGUGGAGUUCUUCUGGAGUGAGAAAACCUACGGGGACUCUAGCAAUGUGAUGGACCGGUGGAUCAUCUCCUUCACCCAGUCCCUCCUGGACUUUGUCUCCACGGAGAUGGCCGCAUAUAGGUUGUACACCGUUAUCCCUCGGCUGGUGAAGUUCAUCGACAACCUGACCAACUGGUAUGUCAGGAUGAAUAGGAGAAGAUUGAAGGGAGAAGGUGGAGCAGCGGAUUGCAAGGCUGCUCUGGACAGUCUCUUCUCCGUCCUGAUCACUAUGGUGAGAGUAAUGGCCUCCUUCACACCCUUCCUUACAGAGAUGAUGUAUCAGCAGUUGAAGAAGAAGGUUCCAUCAUUCUCCGGGCCUGAUUUUAAAUCUGUUCAUUAUCUUCUCCUCCCUGCUGCCAGGAAGGAUCUCAUCCAUGUGGACAUUGAGCGCGCUGUUGCCAGGAUGCAGACUGUUGUGGAUCUAGGUAGGGUUCUCAGGGAUAGGAAAACUAUGCCGAUCAAAUACCCUCUUCCAGAGGUUGUGGUGAUUCACAAGGACGAGGAAUGCUUGUCUGAUCUCCGAAGUCUGGAAAGAUAUAUUCUAGAGGAGCUAAACGUAAGAGAACUAACCUUAUCCGGAGAUAAGGCCAGCUACGGAGUAACCCUGAGAGCGGAGCCGGAUCAUAAAACUCUAGGAUUAAGACUCAAGGGAGCUUUUAAAGCUGUGAUGGCAGAGAUCAAAACUUUAUCAGAUGAAACCAUCUCAGGGUUCUUGGCCGGAGCUGAACUGGUGGUUCAGGGUCACAAACUAGUCUCGGAGGAUCUCCGGAUCAUGUAUAGUUUCUCUGGUGACCAGUCUGCCGAGCUGAGCACAAAGUUCGAAGCUGAUUCCUCUGGAGAUAUUCUUGUUCUUCUCGACACUACUCCUGACGCGAGCAUGCUCGAGGAAGGUUUAGCCAGAGAGAUUGUGAACAGAGUUCAGAAAUUCAGAAAAUCCGCGGGAUUAAAAGUCAGUGACGAGGUCACAAUGCACUACGCUGUAUCUCCGGCCGGACAUAGUUUAAACACAAUCAUCACCAAAUAUCUCAACUAUAUCCAGACCUCAAGUAAGACCCCGCUCCGUCCUAAGAAAGGAAACCUAACCGGAAUCUCUAAAUCUGAAACGUUUGACGUAAAGGAUGCCAAGAUAGAACUGAGUAUCACGCCCGGGUUCCCUGGAGAUUAUUCUAACGGUGAUUCUCCGUCUGGUUCCCCGGCUGUUCCCUGGGUGAAUGUAGAACUGGUUGGUUGCACCCCUGCAGGAUAUAUUGCUUCCUCGAAGGGAGGGAUUCUUCUACCUUCAACAGGGGAAAUUACACUCGCACAAUUACAGAGCAACGUUCAGGAUUUGUUUGGUCUGUACAAUGUGAACCUGGAGCUGUAUUAUAAACCUGAUAAAACUGUCAAGGUUGAGAACAUGAAAUAUCUUGCUUCCAACACCAUCUACGCAUUCAGACCAAAUACUGCAGGAAGCAGUACAGGUGCUGGUUCAGGGUUUAACUGUAAGUUUAUCAACAUUAUGAAAGGAGAAACCCCGACUUCUUUACUCCUUGAGAACCCAGUUGGAAACCCAGUUUACAACCUUGAGGAGAGUUUGCGAAGCUUAAAUAUUGGAUUUUUAUACAAGGAUUCUUCCAAGAAAACCCUGGUCAAAGUUUCAGAGCUGACACGACUAGCUGGGCAAACCCUCUUUGUUUAAAGGGACAAAAAAUAUAGGUUACACAAAUAUAAAAAAAAAUUGA
Molecule: messenger RNA, 3809 nt
Organism: Eurytemora carolleeae
Lineage: Eukaryota; Metazoa; Arthropoda; Copepoda; Calanoida; Temoridae
Gene: IleRS
Product: isoleucine--tRNA ligase, cytoplasmic
Exons: 13
Coding region: 20-3766 (1248 amino acids)
Biological process (GO): isoleucyl-tRNA aminoacylation
Molecular function (GO): ATP binding; isoleucine-tRNA ligase activity; tRNA binding
Source: RefSeq, a predicted model, not a curated record